Emericellopsis atlantica is the source of this 3261-nucleotide messenger RNA. RefSeq lists its product as uncharacterized. The coding region runs from base 307 to 3198 and encodes 963 amino acids. NCBI's taxonomy places the organism in Eukaryota, Fungi, Ascomycota, Sordariomycetes, Hypocreales, Bionectriaceae. The record is from RefSeq and is a predicted model, not a curated record. The transcript has 2 exons.
UCGAACAACUUUUCGAAACACGGAAUUACCAGUGCUCCUCCUCUUUGUUGACUUUGUUACACACUCCUUUGCGUUGACCUCCAACAAGAAACUUCAGGCAAUCAAAUCAGACAAAGAGACACGACAAAGCACAAUCAAGAACUCGCCGGUUUUUAGAAGAGCAUUGUCUUCAGGCUGACAACGAGGACAAGAAGUCGACCAUAGACACCGCUUGACACUCAAAAAGGGCCACUGGCCCAGUCCUAACGCACAUUUCCUUCGCAUCUCUAGACUCGAUAUACGCGAACAAGCUAACAAAUUUUCAAGAUGUGUAUCACACUAACUGUUCAUCACACCACAUGCCCCUCGAACCAGCCAAUCGUCCAUAUCCCUGAGACGCAAUUCGACAUCUACCACCCGUUCCACGAACCGAGCUGCGACUGCGCGCAGCUAGUACCUGAAGGGCGCGAAUGGGUCCGAUCAUGCAAUAGCCAUGGACCCUGCUGCAAGACUUAUAGCAUGGAGAUAUGCGACAACAGGGUAAAGUAUGGGUAUUACAAGUGCCUCAAAUACCAAGGCCAAGCCCAUCUGGUGCUACGCUAUGGGUCCAGAGGCCCUUUGACCGGCUCGACAGUGUCCAAAGACUUGCCCAAGGAGCCUAAAAUUCUUGGAAACCAAGACUAUGCCGAUGCUAUCAUGCGAGUACUGCAUGAAGUCCUCGAAACAGGGGUUGCGAUCCGAGAAACGCAACAGAAGGAGCACAUUGCUUGGCCUUCUGACAACGAGGAUCUGAGAAAUGGGCUACUAUCGAAGCCUGAACACCAUCAACUUGCCCAGGAAUGGGAGACUAACAUUACCGCCUGGCGGAGGAUGUGCCUUCAGGUUGCCGACUUUCCGCCAUACCACCGAGCGAAAGCCACGGGCGAGGACUGGCUCAAAAUCACUGCUUUGCCACAAUGGCUCGCUGCUUUCAGAGCGAAUCUCGUUGACUACACGGAAGAAGAGCGUGUUGAGCUGGCAGACAAUCCAGACGUCGAGUGGUUGAGUUUCCCAGAGGAUAAUGAUUUCAGCAACAAAAUAAUCAAGGAGAUAAAUGACUUUUCCAAAAUUGUAUCAGACAUGAUGAGUUUCAUCGACACAAUUGAGUACGGCAAUGAACUUGACACCGAGGGGGAAUCUCUCAGCAACCUGUGCACACCGUCGUGUGACAACCGCUUCGUUAUGGAAUCUCCCUGCGGUACCACAUUCGUCAUUGACAACGAAAUGGAGUCUGAUGUCAUCCAUGAAUGCGGUGAUGAGGCUUCUCAGACCGAGCUGUCCAUGGCUGAACCCGAUGAAGGAUCCUUCAGCAUCGACAUUCAUCGGGGAUGUGAAGAUGAAGGUCAACAUGGGGAACCCUUGCUCCCGUAUGUGCUGAAUCAGUGCCGCCUUCACGGCGAGGAAACAGGGGUUGGUCAAGCAUGGCAUAUUGUGCUUCGACACCUAUAUGCCAGCGGCAGUCUGGACACUGAGAUCGCUGCCCUCUGCGAGGAAGCAGGUUUGGUACUUGAUAUGUAUCAAGAGGCUGCCGACGCGAAACAGGAGCAGCGAGCAGGCGAGCUAUAUGAUGAAGCCUCCAUGAUCGCCAAGUUCCUCCAGGAAUACAGGGAACGCGACUUACAAUACCAACUCGACACAGGAUCUUGUGCAUCCGAGCCCAUCUACGGCCCCACUGCGAUGUCCAUUCGUCGACCAAGGUUUAACAGAGCGUUGGAAAGACAUGCCCGGCUGCUGGGUAUCGAGAAGGCGUAUCUGACACUUCCUCCCCAGGAGCUAUACGUUCACAUGCUCAACGAUCCCAAUACCACAGCACUAAGCAUCGAGGAGAUUCUUGAAGGCCAUAUGGUCCCCCCCUGGGGAGCUGUUUCACUCGCGUCCCGUGCGCCUUCUAUGGGUGAGCGUGAGCUCGACAGCGAGGACUGCCUAGACGCUGUUCGUCGACCGCAGAGCGAUGAAUUUAAAAUCCGAGGCGCGUCUGGGGCGUCAGCAACAAACCAUACCAUGGACAAGCAAGUCACAGAUGGUAUGACCGAUCAACAGCUGAACACGCCGUCGGGCUUCAUCAAACGAAAGUUCAGUAAGGCGCCACCCUGGAGACAACACGCCAUGGUCACAAAAUCAUUGCAUCCCACAGCAGGUCCUUCUGCAGAAAGCGAUGUGACCCACAACAUUGUCGAGGCUGAGAGCUCGCCUCCCCUGAGUCGUAGCGGUGUCCAGGGCGAACAAGGCAUCGAGAUUCCACGACAUCUGUCAAAUGAGUCAUGUAUUUUCGUAUCUUCUGACCCAGAGGAGUCAAAUGAGAAGCCAGGAACACCACCCACUGGACUUAUUGACCUUGAGAAGCCUUCUAUCCCAGAGGUUCCCGAAGAGCACGAAGAUCUAGGAUAUGAAGCGGGCUACGAAUCAGUGACCAGCUCUGAAGGCCAUGUGACACCUCUGAGCACUGCACCAAAUAUGCCGACGCUUUCUCUCCUCGGUGGCUCUGCUUCGGGGGCUCCAGACCGAUCAGAGCGACCGCGUACGCGACAUGGAUGCGCCACGAGACCCAGCGGCUCCCAUCGAUUCUCGCCGUGCGCCCGACCACAAGCUUCGAACGUACAAAUCUUCAAGAUGCGAUCGACUGGUUCGAAAUCCCGCACAUCGAUAUCUUCAAGUGAAGGGUCGACCGACGCUCCCCCUCACCGGGGCCGUCGACCGGCAAGAGGGUACGUACAUCUUCCUGAGAGCGAUGGUGACAAAGCACCGCCCUCAAAUUCCACGGCCCCAUGUUCAUCAAACUCGACCAACAAGCCUAGCUUGACCUGCGAGGAGCGCAAGGCUUCUCUGGGCUGCAGUUACUCUGAGCCCUCGUUGCCUGGAUCAGACACAUCAAGUGAUGGCAUGAUCCCCGAGGAACAGGCACCUUACAGCCCUACAUCAGCCUCGUCCUCCGAUGUUUCAAAAAUCGAGGAGCCUACUUUGAGUGCAUCUAGCUGUUCGAGUGAACCUUUGGACGAGAAGUCACGCUCAAACAAGCGCAAGCGCUCUGAUAAGCCUGAAACCGAAGGGCCCUUGCACAAGAGAGUCGCUGGGAAAGGUCCGAGGCGAACACCUGUGAAGACAGUGGCGAAGAUGGCGUCUGUGCCCAGGAGGGAAAGCCCGCGUCUCAGAGGUAAGGCGAGACGUAAUUAUUGUGAGUGAUGGGUAGACAUACGUAGUAAGUAUUCGUUGUUUGCAUUGGGGCAUACAGGAGUUAUAGCAAUU